AUGACCGACUCGGAAGCAGGCAAAGCAUGGCCCGACCCCUUGAACCGGGUACCCACCACUGCAAGCAGUGAAUGGCAAGGCACUCUGCAAGAGCAGCUCGCGACCUGGAACUGGCACGAGGCCGAAUACCACCAAGGCCAUCACUGCGAUUUCACUAAUGAUGGUAAUGGGUACAACCGCAUCGGCGUCGCGCUUGCCGCACUCGACCUAAACGCCAAACCGGCUACCGAAGGAGGAAAGAACAAGGGCUACUCAGUUGAACACCUAGAUCCUGAGGAAGGGUACGAGAAUGGAGAGCAUGUACCGGCCAACGACCAAAUGUACGCCGUGGGACGGGACACGUACACCGCUACUGGAGGACAUUACCGCUUCGUCAUCAACGCAGAACAAGGAGCGCUUUUCGUCCAGUCCCUCGACGCACCCCGCCACGCUGCAACGCAGAACUGGGCCCAAACGCCCCGUCCCAACGAACUUCCCCGUCUCCAGUUCGCGUCAGAUAUUCUAGCGGGUUAUUGGUCAAGAACGCCUAAUCCGAAGGGUUUGAAGUAUUACUUCGCGAACAAUGUGGUCAAUGAGGAGACAUUACCGCUGAUCAACAAGGUACUGCAGGAGAGUGGGUAUGACAGGAUACCGGAGUGGCCUGGUGUACGUGUUAGUGCGGAUAGCGAAGAAGGGACUGUUUUGGUUGGCUCACCCAUAGGCGCAACACUCGCGUACCUCCUUCUUCAACACAAAGCCGCACUCGGCGAUAAGCGCAUCACCGAUAUCACUAUCUUUCGAGAUUACAAAGCGAAUCCGUCGUUUCAGGCAGAUAUCCAAUUGCUCUUUCGUAUUGAAGACGUUCCGGAGGAUGUUCUAAGGCCUGACGACAUGGAUACGGGGGUUGUGGUUUUCAAUUUACAUCCGGACAUUAACAAGGAGGAUGUCUUCAAGAGGAGGGAUAGUGUGGUGGAGGCGGUUAAUCCAAGGAGAAAUGUGCAGAGAUUGCAUCAGAAACGAAAUCCGUGUGUCAUAUCAGCUAUGAAGAUUGCUACACUACUUCUUACCGUGAUCUGUGUACCACUGGUCUACAGCAAGCAUGUGGAAGAUUCCUUUGGCUCCUCCAACAGCACAGCCUUCCCACCAAGCCUUCUAGAUCGUCGCGAUAGCGCAGUGAGCAUCCCAUCUACCAACGACAAAGCCUCCGCCUCCGAGCCGAAUCUAGUCCAGACUGCUGUGGACUUCGACCCCACCGAAUACGCGAACGAUGCCAGCUGGGACAAGUACAAGAAGAAAGGCAAUUGGCUGCGUUGCCUCAUGGAAAUGCCAGACGAGGUCGCCGGCCGAAACUGGCCCAACUACCUGGAUCGUAAUCCGCCAUCAGCGGCAAGCCAGUGGAAGGGAACGCUUGAAGGCAGGUUCUAUCCAUUCCAUCAUCAUCCUUACGCAGCCAUUGACACUGACAUGCAUCCAGCCGAGCUAAGGGAUUGGUACUGGCACGAAGCCUACUAUGACCCGGAAAUCAACUGCGACUUUUCGGACGACUUCGCAAACUUAGAGAUAAACAACAGAAUAGAGGCUGCGCUGAAUGAACUCGGAUUGAAUACCAAGCCGGUGGAAUUUGGUGGCAAGAACAAGUGUUACUCUAUCGAGCAUAUGGAAGAGGACGCGGUGGAUGAUGAUGGUUAUGAGCUCCCGGUAGACAUGCAGACUUACUUCCCUGACGACGACGACGACAAAGAGUAUGGCGCCACUGGAGCUUAUUACCGCUUCGCUUUCAAUGCUGAACAAGGAGCAAUCUACGGCCACAACUUCCUCGCCCCCUGGCCCGCCGCCAUGGACACCUACGCCGAAGGCUUCCCAGCGGACCAACUCCCUCUCCUCCGCCAAGCCUCCGACAUCAUGGCCGCCUUCUGGCUGCGCAACCCCAAUCCCAAAAACCUAAAAUACUGGUUCGGCAGCAACAUCAUCAACGCCGAAACCGUACCCGUCGUCAACCGGAUUCUCGUAAGCAAGGGCUAUAAAGAGGUACCGGAAUGGCCAGGUGUCCAAGUAGACGAUUCCAGUGAGGAGUAUCUCGCACUCCUAGGCACACCCGUCGGCGCAAAUAAAGCGUUUAUGCUGCUCCAACACAAGGCGGAAUUGGGGUUAAAACAUAUUCCCAGUAUUACGAUUUUCCGGGAUACAAAGGAUCCCAACCGCCCGGACGAUGCGCCGGCAUACCAGCUUUUGUUUCGGAUUGAAGAUGUACCGCAGGAUGAGGUUAUGCCUGAUGAUACGGAGAUUGUGGAUCAGGAGAUGACGGGCUCUGCGUCCCGGAUGAGAAGAGGACAGAGGAAGGAUAGUUUGGUGGAGUUGGAUUUGGGGAAGAAUGUUGGGAGGUUGCAUAGGAUUAGUAUAGAUGGGCGGGGGGAGACGAUGUUGCAGAGCCAUGAGUUUGAGCGGGAGUUGUGA
Molecule: messenger RNA, 2433 nt
Organism: Alternaria ethzedia
Lineage: Eukaryota; Fungi; Ascomycota; Dothideomycetes; Pleosporales; Pleosporaceae
Exons: 6
Coding region: 1-2433 (810 amino acids)
Source: RefSeq, a predicted model, not a curated record